GCGGGUUCUGAUUUUCCUCAGAGACUUCUCAGUUCUCAGAGUUCCAGCAGCAGAAGAGAAGAAGAGAAGAAUAAGAGAAGAAGGGAAUAAGAGAAGGAGAGCAGGAUGAGCGAGGACGGGGCUCGGCCGCCGCUGCACUGAGGACAUGGAUUAUCGUGGCGACGGAGGACGGCGGCUCCGUCUGGUCGUCCCGCUGGGUCUGGUCUGGAUUCUGCUGCACAGGACCGUUCUGGGCUGCAGCUCCACCGACUGUAACCUGGUGCUCACGGAGGCGCAGGGGCAGUUCAGCUCGCCCUGCUACCCCCAGAAAUACCCCAACUCCAAGACCUGCAAGUGGACCAUGCAGGCGCCGGCCGGCUUCAUCAUCCAGCUGUCCUUCCUGGACUUCGAGCUGGAGGAGGCGCAGGGCUGCAUCUACGACCGCGUGGAGGUCAACACCGGCGUCGCCGAGGUCAAGUUCUGCGGCCUGACGGCCAGCGGCCUGUCGCUCAACUCCACGGGGAACGUGAUGGAGCUCAGCUUCAUGUCCGACUUCAGCAUCCAGAAGAAGGGGUUCAGUGUUAGCUUCCAGCACGUCGCCGUGGCGCUGAGGAACCAGAAGGUGGCGAUCACCGGCGGCAACGGCAAGGUCACCAAGGUCACGGAGUCCGUCUCCAUCCCCACGCUGACGGAGCUGACCGUCUGCUUCGAGGUGGAACGCAGCAGCCAGAAAGAGGAGGAAUGGCUGUUCAGCUACUACGACGGCAGCAGCGCUGUCCGGCUGGCGUUGGGCUCGGCCGGCUCGGGGAUGCAGCUCGUCGUGGGCGACGUCUCCUGCUCCGUGGACUCCAUCAUCUCCUCCAGCGACUUCACGCGCUCCAUGAGGCCGUUCUGCGUCCUCUGGACGUCGUCCAACGGCCGCGUGGGCGUUUUCUUCAACGGGAACUACCGGGGGAAGACCUGCUCGUCCUCCAGCGGCCGCUCGGUGCCGGCCGGCGGACUCUUCCAGCUGGGAGGGGAGCACAGCUUCGGCGGGAACAUCUACAACCUGCGUGUGUGGAGUCGGGCCAUGACGGUGCCGGAGCUGAACGCUCUGACCUGCGAGGCCGUGGGGGACGUGCUGGACUGGGACAACGGACACUGGUCCAUCCCGUCCUCGCUGGCCCAGACCGACGGAUCGCUCAGCUGCAGCGCCAACACGCCGCCCAGCACCAGCUGUGACCCCCCCGGACUUGGCUGUCCAGCUGCUUCCUCUCCCGCCACCUCCAUCACUGACUCCACUAACACCACCCACGCUACUAACACCAGCACCCACGUCGCCUCCACCUCCACCUUCUCCUCCACCUCCACCUCCAUCUCCACCUUCUCCUCCACCUCCACCUCCAUCUCCCCCUCCACCCCCUCCGCUAGCAUGUCUCUAUCCCCAACCAGCACCAGCAGCAGCAGUAGCAGCGCCGCCGCCGCUACGUCCACCUCCUCCGCCUCCUCCUCCGCUACUGUCGCCGUCACCACCAGCGCUGCUACGUCUGCAUCCACUGCUACUAAUGUCGCUUCAUCCAGCAGCACAGCGCAUGCCGAACAGACGAGCGGCGUCACGCCGGCAACCUCCUCUGCUCCCACUACUAACCCGGCUACUAACCCGGCCACGCAUGGUUCUUCCCUCGUUUCUUCUCCACAAACAUCUCCGGGUUCGACCCCCGUGGUGCCGUUGCUAACCUCCGAGCAGCCGACGACUAACAUAGCUGCUACGGCGGCUUCUCCUGCGGAGGGCUUGUUCUACCGGGUCUCCUUCCUGGCCCAGUCCCGGCUGGACCUGCAGGACGUGGAGCGAGCAGCCGUCGUCUGGCUGAACCAGACCUUCCAGAACUGGACCCACGUGGUGGACGAGCUCAGCGUUCGGCCCGCCAUGUCCUCAGGAGGAACUCCCACCAGCUACUCCUUCCAGGCGUUGCUGCUGAUCUCCAACCAGAGUCUGGGUGAAGACGGCCUGCUAGCGCGGCUAACCGGCGCUCCGGUGCCGCCGGCCGCCGGCCUGGAUCUCCAGUCCAAGUCCGUCAGCGUCCAGCUCAUCGAGAACUGUGAGGCCGAGAACCUGCUCCACUACCGGUGGCCCGAGACCCGGCCCAGAACCACCCAGUACCUGCCCUGCUUCCCCAACAAGGACCAGAGGGCGUCCCGGACCUGCUGGAUAAACCCGGAAAGCUUCACGUCUUCCUGGUCGCCGGCGAACUUCACCAACUGCACGGUGACCGCAGAAAACGCAGCCGGCGUCGCCGAGCAGCUCGCCAACUUCACCAGGAACAACCUGUCCAACGACGAGGUGUCCCAGGUGGUCAUGAAGGUCAAGGAGCUGGUCCAGGUGGCCCGCAUCGACACGGCGGUGGCCGAGACCGUCGUCAACAUCAUCUCCAACGUGAUGCUCAGCUCCGAGACGGCGCCGGUCAACACCAACAACCGGGCUCUGCGGGCCGUGCAGGAACUGGCCCAGAAGGUGGAGUUCGCGGGUCCGUCCAUCAACAUCUCCUCCAGGAACCUGGCGCUGGGCGUGGUGGCGCUCAACUCCGCCACCUUCAACGGGACGCUGUUCAGCGCCUUCAUCCCGCCCAACUCCACCGACCCCAAGAUCGAGUUUGAGCCGACCAUUAGCCCGUUAGCUCAGGUGACCCUGCCGUCCUCCCUGCUGUCGGGCGUCUCGCCCAACGAAGCCGCCGGCGUCUCUCUGUCCAGGAUCAACUUCCUGUUCUUCAGCAGCACCAACCUGUUCAAGAAGGACCAGAACAGCUUGUCUCUGAACAGCUACGUGGUGGCCAGCAGCGUGGGAAACGUCUCCAUCAGAGACCUCAAGGAUCCGGUCAAGAUCGAGAUCGCUCACCUGCUGGAACCGGUGCAGGCGUCUGCACAUCGAGAGUGCGUCUUCUGGGACUUCAGUCUGAACAAGGGAGACGGAGGCUGGAACAAAAGCGGCUGCAGCGUUUCCGCAGAGUCGACCAGCAACAGAACCAUCUGCCUCUGCAACCACCUGACGCACUUCGGCAUCCUCAUGGACGUGUCUCAGUCGUCGUCCCGGAUUGAUCCGGAGAACAAGAAGGUCCUGACCUUCCUCUCCUACAUCGGCUGUGGAAUCUCAGCAAUCUGCUCGGCUGCGACGCUGCUCACCUACAUCGCCUUCGAGAAGCUGCGGCGCGACUACCCGUCCAAGAUCCUGAUGAACCUGAGCAGCUCCCUGCUGUUCCUGAACAUGGCCUUCCUGCUGAACGGCUGGCUGGCCAGCAUGGUGGACAGCCAGGCGCUGUGCCUGGCGGCCGCCGUGCUGCUGCACUACUUCCUGCUCACCUCCUUCACCUGGAUGGGCCUGGAGUCGGUGCACAUGUACAUCGCCCUGGUCAAGGUGUUCAACACCUACAUACGCAGAUACAUCCUCAAGUUCUGCAUCGUGGGCUGGGGUGUGCCUGCAGUCCUGGUGGGGAUCGUCGUCUCGGUGGAUAAAAACUUUUACGGGGUUCUGGAGGACAGCGAAGACGAUUCGGCGAAGAUGUGUUGGGUCAAGGACAUGAGUGUUUUCUACACCACCGUCGUCGGCUACUUCUGCCUGGUGUUCCUGCUCAACGUCGCCAUGUUCAUCGUCGUGAUGAUGCAGAUCUGCGGCCGCAACGGCAAACGCAGCAACCGGACCUUCAGGGAGGAGGUCCUGAGGAACCUGCGGAGCGUCGUGAGCCUCACCUUCCUGCUCGGCAUGACCUGGGGCUUCGCCCUGUUCGCCUGGGGACCCGUGUACCUGGCCUUCACGUACCUGUUCACCAUCUUCAACUCCCUGCAAGGUCUCUUCAUCUUCAUCUUCCACUGCGCUCUGAAAGAAAACGUCCAGAAGCAGUGGAGGAGGUACCUCUGCUGUGGCCCGUACCGUCUCUCCGAGAACUCAGACUGGAGCAAGACGCCCACCAACAACACGAAGAAGGUGAGCUCCGACAACCUGGCCAAGUCCCUGUCCUCCUCCAGCUCCUUCGGGUCCAGCUCCUCCACCUGGGCGUCCAAGGCCAAGGCUACGCUAACGCCGUUCAGCAGGAAGCAGCGGAACGCAGAUAAAAGCCACUCCGGCCAGAACCCGGCCAAGUGCGUGUCCCUGUCGUCCUCGGACGGCGACCAGAACCAGAACCCCAACCCGAACUCGUCCUCCAUCCUCCCCGUCAGCCAGAUGAUCGACAAGGUGAAGGGCUACUGCUCCACCCGCACCGACAACUUCUACAAGAACAUCAUCAUGUCCGACAGCUUCGCCAACUGCACCCGGCUCUAGUUCUGGACGGAAUAACGCCGGGAAAUGGAAUAACAUUUAAACUUAACUCAAUCCAAAAUGUAAUAAAAUCCAAUAAUGUAAUAACUUCACCAAUAAUGUAAUAAAAUAUCCUGACUGAUAUUGUAAUUACAUUUAUCCCGAUAAUUUAAUACCUUAUUACAUUAUUGGGAAUUUAUUACAUUUUCAGGUGGGUCUUUUUAUUUUUCCAAACUGAUAAUGUAAUACUCGACAAAUAAUGUAAUAUAUAUGUUCAUUUUCAGUUCAGAGUUCUACAUUUUGUGUUUUAAGAAUCUAAGAAUGUUAUAUACGCUGGAUUUGAAACACCAGAAUAACUAUUGGGUUAAAUUGCAGACUUUGAGUAGCACGUAAUAAAUUCCCAAUAAUUUAAUAAGGUAUUACAUUAUCUGUAAAAAUGUUAUUACAAUAUCAGUCAGGAUAUUUUAUUACAUUAUUGGUGAAGUUAUUACAUUAUUGGGUUUUAUUACAUUUUCAAUUGAGUUAAGUGCAAAUUGUAUUACAUUUUCAGGAAAUUAUUACAUUAUAGGAGCUACAAGCCUCCAGGGCCGGUUCUCCAGAGCCGGUUCUCUUCUCUAAAGCUCCAGAGAAGUUCCACGUGUCUCCUGGAGCUCCUCUGGAGCUGCAGAGUUCUCCUGGAGCUCCUCUGGAGCUGCAGAGUUCUCCUGGAGCUCCUCUGGAGCUGCAGGGUUCUCCUGGAGCUCCUCUGGAGCUGCAGGGUUCUCCUGGAGCUCCUCUGGAGCUGCAGAGUUCUCCUGGAGCUCCUCUGGAGCUGCAGAGUUCUCCUGGAGCUCCUCUGGAGCUGCAGGGUUCACCUGGAGCUCCUCUGGAGCUGCAGAGUUCUCCUGGAGCUCCUCUGGAGCUGCAGGGUUCUCCUGGAGCUGCAGAGUUCUCCUGGAGCUCCUCUGGAGCUGCAGGGUUCUCCUGGAGCUGCAGGGUUCUCCUGGAGCUCCUCUGGAGCUGCAGGGUUCUCCUGGAGCUCCAUUUGCCUCCAUGGCAGCUUCUGUAGAGCAACCGAUUCCUUCUAGAUCUCAAGGAAAGUUUCUCCAGAGCUUCAGGGGGUUUGUAGAAUCUAGAAUCAUGUGGAGCUCCUCUAGAAUCACGUGGAGAUCCUCUAGGAGGCCUGUGGAGUCCUGGAGCUCCUCUGGAGAUUCUCUGGAGCUUCUCUGGAGCUUCUUUGGAGCUUCUCUGGAGAUUCUCUGGAGGCUGCAAACCUUCCCUGAAGCCGCAGAACUUCUCAAGAACUGUGGAGCUUCAGCAGAAAGAUUCAUUUUUGGAGAACCCGGUUCCUCCGGGAGGCUUUUGGUCGGCCUUGAGGAGCAGAACCAGAACCUGGACCCGCUUUGUAGAACCUUCUGGUUCUCACCCCACCAAUCCCAGGAGGACCUUCCUGUCCAACCUUCACGUAUCCUCCUGCAGCAGGAGGUCCAGGAGCUGCAGGAGGUCCAGGAGCUGCAGGAGGUCCAGGAGCUGCAGGAGGUCCAGGAGCUGCAGGAGGUCCAGGAGCUGCAGGAGGUCCAGGAGCUGCAGGAGGUUCAGGUUCAGCCUCGCUGAGCUGCAUUUUGUAAUAAACGUCCAAAAUGUAAUAACUUUUUCCAUUUCAUUUUGUCAUAAAGCCGCAUUUUGUAAUACAUUUUGCCACAUUAUGUAAUAAGUUAUUGCAUUUUGAGAAGAUUAUUAUAAAAUGCACUUGCAACUUUUUUUAUUUUCUAGGAAAUGUAAUAACAUGGUGCAUUAUGUAAUAAUACAUAUUAUUGUUGUUUGUUUAACAAUGAAUUUAUACAAGAGUGACUUUUCUUGUUUUUUAUGCAAUUUCCCUCAGAGUUAUGUAGCCCAAUAAAUCUAUGUAUAAAACUUCAAAUAUAACUACCGUAUUUUCACGACCAUUCGGCGCACCGUGUGAAAAGGCGCACCCUCAUUUUUGUGUGUAAUUUUUGGAUUUAGAACACACAUAUACGGCGCACUGACCCAAAAGGCGCUGUCUACAGACACGGAGCUGCACACACACGCCCCGCAAAACACACACGCGCGCCGCAAAACACACACGCGCGCCGCAAAACACACACGCGCGCCGCAAAACACACACACGCGCCGCAAAACACACACGUGCGCCGCAAAACACACACACAAGCACACAAGUGUGCUUAUUUAAAAAUAGAGCGGGAACAAAACUUAGUUUGAUUGUAUUUUAUUUCAGUUUUUACAUUAAUCAAACCCUUCAAAGUCUCAUCCUCUGUUUCUGCAUUAAAGAGCUCCGCUAAUUCAGCUGCGCCAGUCCCAAUUUCCUCGCUGUCAGUCACUUUCUGUGCCGUGCGGCGCCUCGGAAAUGCCGGCUUUUGCAAAAGCCCGAACAACAGUCCCAGCAGACACAUUAGCCCACGCAUGAUGUGUGAAAAAAACCACCGGGUCGCCGCACAUAGACCACCGUUUCAUUGGGCGCGCAGCACAUUUUUAAAAAGAAAAAAUAAUUUUAUGUGCGCCUUAUGGUCGCGAAAAUACGGUAGUUGCCUAUUUGAAGUUUGGAAUUAUAUACGUAGGCCGAUAACAAACAAAUAAACUAUGCUUUACAAUUGUUAUUACAUAAUGCACCAUGUUAUUACAUUUUCUAGAGAAUAAAAAAGUUGCAAGUGCAUUGUGGCAGGGUGGAGAGGCUGACGGGCCACACCUGUGUCCCGUCAGCCUGAGUGGCUGCAGCUCCUCCACCCUGCCACACCUGUGUCCCGUCAGCCUGAGUGGCUGCAGCUCCUCCACCCUGCCACAUGCAUUUUGUAAUAAUCUUCUCAAAAUGUAAUAACUUAUUACAUAAUGCGGCAAAAUUUAUUACAAAAUGCGAUUUUGGGAAUAAAAGGGAUUUACAGAAUAUUCUGAUAGUCUUCCAACUAUCUCCUGUUGCAUCGAGAACUUUUUCUUUCCGUUUUCCGUUUUAAGUGUAUUUUAAUGUUCAUCUGUGCUCAUUAUUGUUUAGUUGUCCGAGGUUUUUACUGUAGCUUUAAAUGAAGACCAAACCUCACUUUUAAGAUUUGUGUUGACGGUGAAGAUGCACAGAUUUGUCUUGUUUUAUUCUGUUUCAUUAUCAUGUGACCUUUUUCAUUUUUGCCAUUGGGACUUUCUAAAAAUAUCAUUAACUGCAUGAAAAGUAGCCCUUUUUUUUUCACUUUCAGCACUUUGGCCAUUAAAUCUUUUUCUUUUAGUCAAAUAGUUCCAGAACGUAAAGUGCAUCUGCAUCAUUUCUCCACGUUAUUGUUUUUCUGUAAAAACCUUAAUAAGAGUCGUCUUAUUGUAGUUUCACACUGACAUUAUUCUUAUAGAAAAUAAAGACGAUAAAAUAUCUGGGAAACACUAAUUACCCAUAAUUCAUCAGCAGCAGGAACUCUCGGUCAUUCCAGAUCCUUGAUUCUUUUAUUUCCCAUCAUUCCGACGUAGAUCUGCUGUCGUGUUUGGGAUCAUUUCCUGUCACAUGACCCAGUCAGUCACGUGUCUUUCUUACUGUAGAACCAUAAAUCGCUUGGAAAUGGUUUCACGAGCCUUUUCAAGACGACACUUGCUCUUCUGAGACCAUUGCUGACCUCUUACCCUCUUGGUGUUGUGUUAACACAGAUGAUUAUACGCUCAUAAAGAAACCAAAGUGAAAUCAUCCGGGAGCAGGAAAGGGUUGGCCAUUUUCUUUAUUUACUUUUAUCUUAUAAAUCCUUUUUAGUUCUUUUUUUUUUUUUAAUUGUUGAAUAAAUAUCUGCGCUGUAAACUAAGUUAUAUGUCGCUGUCUGAGGUUGUUGAAAUAUCUUCCACAGAAACUCUGUUGAAGUGUUUCCAUGAUUGCAGGAAUUUUCUGGGCUGUAAAUAAAAGCUUUAUUUGGCUCAAA
Messenger RNA from Cololabis saira (Pacific saury), 8145 nucleotides. RefSeq names its product adhesion G protein-coupled receptor G6 (gene adgrg6). The transcript is spliced from 33 exons. Gene Ontology annotation, molecular function: G protein-coupled receptor activity; laminin binding. NCBI's taxonomy places the organism in Eukaryota, Metazoa, Chordata, Actinopteri, Beloniformes, Belonidae. Gene Ontology annotation, cellular component: membrane. Gene Ontology annotation, biological process: myelination in peripheral nervous system; cell surface receptor signaling pathway; adenylate cyclase-activating G protein-coupled receptor signaling pathway. Bases 146 to 4270 code for a protein of 1374 amino acids. The record is from RefSeq and is a predicted model, not a curated record.